This is a messenger RNA of Akanthomyces muscarius, 1254 nucleotides long. RefSeq lists its product as uncharacterized. Lineage: Eukaryota; Fungi; Ascomycota; Sordariomycetes; Hypocreales; Cordycipitaceae. Gene Ontology annotation, cellular component: ubiquitin ligase complex; cytoplasm. The record is from RefSeq and is a predicted model, not a curated record. Bases 1 to 1254 code for a protein of 417 amino acids. The transcript is spliced from 3 exons. Gene Ontology annotation, biological process: positive regulation of proteasomal ubiquitin-dependent protein catabolic process; ubiquitin-dependent protein catabolic process; protein polyubiquitination. Gene Ontology annotation, molecular function: ubiquitin protein ligase activity; ubiquitin conjugating enzyme binding.
AUGGCUUUCCUUGCUGAUCCGACAUGCCUGACUGCCGCCCUACUACAGCUGGAAGAGUUGGGGAGGUUUAGGACGCAGCAAAAAGGAAAGGGCCGUGAAGGUGAUGUCAAUGACUUGGACAUCUCUGUUGACUGUCUUGAGCAUGAGCUCGUAGGCUUGAUUCAAGUUUUCUACGACCGCGAAGAUUGUCGCCUCGUCUUUGCGCAGCCAAGCACCGCAGAACAAGCUUCGCUUAAACAGUUCUACGCCCAGCAGCCCGCCGAGACGAUAGCUGGACCAGCAAAACAAUCUAGCCCUCCUCAACUGCCUCGAACACCGACCCCGCCACCUAUUGUCGUCGUCUCCAGCAGCGCCGUGGCUAAAACUCUGUACGCCAAUGCUUCUACUCAGACUGCGCCGCACACGGCGGUUCGUGACGCAUCUACUCAGUUCCAGCUAGACUCGAACAUCACAACGAAUGGCAGCGCGAUGUUGGAGGAUGAGGCGCCGGGCAAAACUCCAAGCGGAGAGGACAAGGCAAGCAAUGCCACGGCUUCAGCCGUCGACGAUCUUUCGGCGGAGAGAAACCUUGCAAUGAUAAAAGUCUUGAAGUGUUUGGUCAGCCUCAAGCUUCAAGAUCAGGUUAAAUCUGUUAUAGAGAUCGAUCAAGUCAUGACCACGGCGGAGUGCGUCGCAUGUGGCGACAGAUACGUCGAAAAGCUGGUUUUCAGCGCGCCAUGUGCGCACAAGUACUGUCCAGAGUGUCUCGUCUCACUUUUUCAGGCGUCAACUACGGAUGAGUCACUAUUUCCGCCACGCUGCUGCCGAGAGGUGAUUCCGCUUGAGGGUGCUGUCUGCGAGCAACUUCCUACGAAGCUGAUUCUCGAACUUGAGAGGAAGCAGGUGGAGUUUUCCACGACAGACAGGACCUAUUGCUGUGGCGGCUCCUGCGGCAAGUUUAUUCCUCCGAGGGAAAUUGUGUCGCAGCGCGGAUACUGCUGCGCGUGCCAGCUGUUGACAUGCACCAUCUGCAAAGGUGCGAUACACGAAGGUCUGUGCCCUGACGAUCCGGCCAAGAAAGAGCUUCUGGCCGCAGCCAGAAACAAUGGCUGGCAGCAAUGCUAUGGUUGUCAGAAUCUGGUCGAGCUGGCAAUCGGCUGCAACCACAUAACUUGCCGCUGCGGAAGUCAGUUCUGCUACAACAGCUUGUUGGCAGAGGUCUGUUUGGCGGACGCGACAACGAAAACGCUCUGGGACAGGCGGAAGUUCACAUAA